Carya illinoinensis is the source of this 495-nucleotide messenger RNA. RefSeq lists its product as uncharacterized. Bases 1 to 495 code for a protein of 164 amino acids. The transcript has a single exon. NCBI's taxonomy places the organism in Eukaryota, Viridiplantae, Streptophyta, Magnoliopsida, Fagales, Juglandaceae. Gene Ontology annotation, molecular function: RNA-DNA hybrid ribonuclease activity; nucleic acid binding. The record is from RefSeq and is a predicted model, not a curated record.
AUGACCAAAUGGCAAUUGCCUCCACAAGGAACGACAAAGCUCAAUGUGGAUGGAGCAAUUUUUCAUACUAAUGGUAGUGCUGGGGUUGGUCUCAUUCUAAGAGAUUGGGAAGGAAAGGUGCUACUAGCUGUAAGUAAAAAGGAGGUAGCAGUGAUGGAGCCUUUAGAGAUCGAAUUAAUUGCUACACUAAGAGGCUUGCAAUUUUGUAUCCCUCUUGGAUUGCAGUCUUUAAGCAUUGAGACAGACUCUUUGAUUUUAGCUCAAGAGUUAUCAAAACUUGAGCUGUCCAAUUAUAUGUUUAGGAAUGUAGUGAUAGAUAUCAAGCAGCUGCAGACUAGAAUACUAGUUUGCUCAAUUGUGCAUGUCAAUAGGGAAGGAAAUGAAUUAGCACAUAAACUAGCAAGGUUUGGAAGAAAUGUUAUUGAUACAAGUGUUUGGUGGGAGUCUGUUCCCCAUAGUGUUGAACAAGUCCUAUGGACUGAUUUACUUUUGUAA